Synchiropus splendidus (mandarinfish) is the source of this 2830-nucleotide messenger RNA. RefSeq names its product glycine receptor, beta b (gene glrbb). The record is from RefSeq and is a predicted model, not a curated record. Gene Ontology annotation, biological process: nervous system process; regulation of membrane potential; chloride transmembrane transport. Gene Ontology annotation, molecular function: neurotransmitter receptor activity; transmembrane signaling receptor activity; extracellularly glycine-gated chloride channel activity. Lineage: Eukaryota; Metazoa; Chordata; Actinopteri; Syngnathiformes; Callionymidae. The transcript has 10 exons. Gene Ontology annotation, cellular component: neuron projection; postsynaptic membrane; synapse. Bases 283 to 1773 code for a protein of 496 amino acids.
AUGACAGGUACACGCCAGCCUCCAUCUUGGGCUUCCGAGAGCGCAGGCGAAAGGGCAGUUUAUUUAACAUAAAUGAAUAUAUUUCAAAAACCAGGAGGAGAAUAGGUUAAGGAGAAAUAAAUUGGCACGGUGCCGAGAUGUAACUUUUAUCUUUUUUUCUGAAGCAGCGAGCAGAGAGAAGGAUGGGAGAGACAGACAGCAGCUGGUCUGGAAGCUUCUGAUCGUUUCAGCCGCUUUUUAAUCGUGUUUUAACCCAAGCCGAACGGCUCAGCUGACACCAAAAUGGGCAUUAAGAGGUUUGCUGUCUUCCUCCUGGUCCUCUGUCUUUGUCUAGAGGCAGCGACUGCCAAAGAAAAAGGCACAAAGAAGGGAAAAAAGAAAGGGAAGCAGGUUUAUUGUCCAUCACAGCUGUCAUCUGAGGAUCUGGCCCGAGUCCCCGCCAACUCAACCAGUAACAUCUUGAACAGGUUACUGAUCAGCUACGAUCCCAGAAUAAGGCCCAACUUCAAAGGCAUUCCUGUGGAGGAUCGAGUGAACAUCUUCAUCAACAGCUUUGGCUCCAUCCAGGAAACUACAAUGGAUUAUAGGGUCAACAUUUUCCUGCGACAGCGCUGGAAUGAUCCACGCCUAAAGCUGCCCCAAGAUUUCAAGUCUGAUUCUCUGACAGUCGACCCAAAGAUGUUUAAAUGUCUGUGGAAACCCGAUCUAUUUUUCGCAAACGAAAAAAGUGCCAACUUCCACGACGUCACACAAGAGAAUAUUCUGCUUUUCAUUUUUCGAAAUGGGGAUGUCCUCAUCAGUAUGAGGUUGUCCAUCACCUUGUCUUGUCCCUUGGACCUGACGCUCUUCCCCAUGGACACGCAGAGGUGCAAAAUGCAACUUGAAAGCUUCGGAUAUACCACAGACGACCUGCAGUUCAUGUGGCAGACUGGAGACCCAGUGCAGAUGGACGCCAUCGCUCUUCCUCAGUUCGACAUCAGACAGGAAGAUAUUGAUUAUGGGAACUGCACCAAAUUCUACUCAGGAACAGGGUACUACACUUGUGUGGAGGUCAUUUUCACCCUCCGGAGACAGGUGGGCUUCUACAUGAUGGGUGUUUACGCCCCAACCUUGCUCAUCGUGGUCCUCUCCUGGCUGUCCUUCUGGAUCAACCCUGACGCCAGCGCUGCCAGAGUCCCGUUAGGCAUCCUGUCCGUGCUGUCUCUCUCAUCCGAGUGCACCUCUUUAGCGUCCGAGCUUCCUAAAGUGUCCUACGUGAAGGCCAUCGACAUCUGGCUCAUCGCCUGCCUGCUGUUCGGCUUCGCCUCACUGGUGGAGUACGCUGUGGUCCAAGUGAUGCUCAACAGCCCAAAGCGCAUCGAGGCGGAGAAGGCCAAGAUCGCGUCCAAGGAGAAGGCGGCGGGGAAGAUCCCGGCUGCCAGGAACAACACGGUCAACGGGACCGGAGGGACGCCUCUGCAUGUCAGCACGCUGCAUGUGGCAGAGACUCGCUGUAAGAAGGUCUGCACCUCUAAAUCCGACCUACGGACCAACGAUUUCAGCAUCGUGGGCUCACUCCCGCGGGACUUUGAGCUGUCGAACUUUGACUGCUACGGGAAACCCAUCGAAACCGGCGGGCCGCUCGGAAAAUCCCAGGCAAAGAACCACAAGAAGCCGCCUCCUCCCAAACCGGUGAUCCCCUCCGCUGCCAAGAGAAUCGACCUCUACUCCCGAGCUCUCUUCCCGUUCUCCUUCCUCUUCUUCAACGUCAUCUACUGGUCUAUCUACUUGUGAUCGAAACUGUUGUGUCUCUUCACACGCUCUUCAUUUCCACCAGUGCUUUAUCAACCAAACUAAAAAAGAAAUGAAUUUAUUUAGAAAUGAUAUACUCUGUAUGACUGUAUUUAACUCAACAUGAAAUACUUGUGUAUUAAUAAUUCCUUAAUUUGCAUUCACAUUGUUGAAAAUUUGAGACAGUUCAAUGAAAGAGCAUUUGUAAAUAUUUCUACAACCAUGUGGGAAUCUUCUGCCCAGUUUUAUUUCAUGAUGUUGCUUUGCAAUAAGUCAUUUGUCCUGAGGUCAUCAUCAUUGGUUCAUGAUGCUGUUUGAAGAAAAUGUUAACUACGAAAUUCUCCUAAAUAUGACCAUUCAUGUCUGGCACUUAUACCUUUAAAUUGUUCAUGUGGCAGCAAUAACAUCACCAAAAAAAUCAUCAUAAUAUCGGUUAGUAUUGACAUUUAUCAGCAUAUAAUUACUAUAAAUUACUAUAGUAAUUUUGAAUGGUUUAAAGGGUUAAAAAAUGAAUGAAAUCAUCCUAUAUUUCUAGAACAGUAAUUAAUCCCUAACCAUUUUUAUUUAUUACUUAUUUUGCAGGGAAGCUAAUAUUGAAAAAUAAAAAAUGAAACUAAUAGUUGUGGAAGGAAAAAUCUAUAAAAUAAUUGUGUCUCUUAAAAGGUUUUACAAUAGUGCAGUAAUGAAAGAAAACAGAAAUAUAAGGAAAUAAAUACAGUCAGUCACCUCAUAAGUGAUGACUUAUUGCAAAGUAGCUAAUCAAAAGCGAACAUUGUAAUUACAUAGCAUGUUCAACAGAAGGCAUGUACAUGGAGAUAAAAAGCAUUCUAUAUAUAUAUAUAUGAAAAAAUGUAUAUCAGAUUUUAUGAUGGUUUGCCUCUUGAGAAGAAUAUCCUAAGAUGGGUUUGUGAAUCUCCCUCUUCUUGUCCAGAUGUGACACUGCCACCCUCCAGCAACUGUAACGUUUUACACUCCUACCUGGGUCACCAUUGAGCCGUGGCCGUGUGUUUGUGACAUUUACAAGGAAAUAUUAAAAUAUGACUUUUCACCGAACGCCAUU